Rhodotorula toruloides NP11 is the source of this 870-nucleotide messenger RNA. Its product is annotated as cytidylyltransferase family protein. The record is from RefSeq and is a predicted model, not a curated record. Gene Ontology annotation, cellular component: nucleus; cytoplasm. Gene Ontology annotation, molecular function: nicotinamide-nucleotide adenylyltransferase activity; ATP hydrolysis activity. Lineage: Eukaryota; Fungi; Basidiomycota; Microbotryomycetes; Sporidiobolales; Sporidiobolaceae. The coding region runs from base 1 to 870 and encodes 289 amino acids. The transcript has 2 exons.
AUGCCGCCACGACCGCGCCUGCCGACGUCCCCGUCGACUCCCAUCUCCUCACUAGUCCCCACAUCUCCCGCGCCGUACACCCUCGUCUGGGCUUCGCACGCCCGCUGGCCGCUUCCGGUUGACGCAGGCGAGACACAGCAUGGUCCCGCAGCUCGCCCACUACGCAUCUCGGUCCUCGACUCGUCGUUUAACCCGCCUACGGCCGCACAUCAGGCUCUCGCCUCACACGGCUCAGACGGCUUUGACGCCCACCUGCUCGCGCUGAGCGUGGGGAACCCCGAUAAGGGCACUAUCGAGCAAGAGGUCACAGCCGUGCGGCUCGAGAUGAUGCGGCAACUCGGCAUGGACUUGCACCGACGGUCGGGAGGGAAGGGAGGGCUGUCGAACGUCGCGGUGGUCCUUCUUCAGGCGCCGACGUUCGUACGCAAGUCGGAGAUACUGCGGGACGAGCUGGACAAGCUGGUGCAGGCGCAGGCGGGGUCGGACGAAGCGUCAGUGCGGUUGACAUUCCUCGUCGGCUGGGACACACUCAUCCGCAUCUUCGCACCACGUUACUACCAGCCGCCCGGUCCCGACCUCGGCUCGUCCAUGUCAGCCUUCCUCGACCGUGACGAUUCCUCCCUCGCCUGUGCACGAAGAGGCGACAUCCCUAGCGAGGAAGAGGACGCCUUCCUCAACUCUGAUGAAGUCAAAGAGUGGGUCAAGCGGGGAAAGGUGGAGAUGUUCGACAUCGAGGAGCGGUUUAGGACAAUCAGCUCGACGGAGGUCAGGCGGGCGGUCAAGGAGGAGCGUUGGGAGGACGUUAGACGAGACGUGCCGAUAGAAGGGAUCAUAGACGUUAUCAAGCGCGAGGGGCUGUAUAAGGACUAG